Messenger RNA from Naegleria lovaniensis, 1905 nucleotides. RefSeq lists its product as uncharacterized. The transcript is spliced from 3 exons. Gene Ontology annotation, molecular function: protein binding. Lineage: Eukaryota; Heterolobosea; Eutetramitea; Acrasida; Naegleriidae. The record is from RefSeq and is a predicted model, not a curated record. Bases 1 to 1905 code for a protein of 634 amino acids.
AUGAGCAAAACCCUCUUCAGCGGUCUUGUGUUCUGCAUGUCAGGCACACUCUCAAAAGGAAGAAGCGAGAUUGAGAAAAUCAUUAAAAAUCAUGGCGGAAAGGUAUCAUCAUCAAUUACAAAGGCCACGACUCAUUUGAUAACGACUCAGAAUGAAUUUGAUAGUCCUACCGGUAAAGUUUCCAAAGCUUUGGAAGAUCCCGAACGUGUAUCUAUUGUAAAUGAAGACUUUUUGUGGGAUUCUAUUUCUCAAUCAACGGUCGUUCCUGUAAAGAAAUAUUUAUUUGGAAAUGAUGAUGGCGAUGAUGAAGAUGAUAAGGAUGACGAGGAAGAGGAAGAAGAUAACGCACAAGAUGAUGUCAAUUUUGAACCCAAACAAAAGAAGAGAAAGCUCACACAAACUACUGAUGUUGUCGAACCAUUGGUCAAGUUUGAAAACUUUUCUCUCUUGAAUGAUGACUUGUUGUUUGUCAUUUUCAAAUAUUUGAAUGUUGAGGAGCUCAUUAGAUUGUGUUAUGUCAAUUCCAAGUUUUACUCAUUGAUUUCUGAUGAGAGCAAUGAAGAAACUGUGACAUUCUUAAUCAACGUGAGAAAUAACUAUCUCAACUCUCGUGUUGCAUCUAUGAAACCAUCCAAAUUCUUUCAAACAAUCCACAAUUGUGAGUAUGAUGAAGAUGAUGAAGAUGAGCGUCGACGCAGAUAUAUGACUCCUGAAGAGGUUGAAGAAGAAUCCAAAAAAGAAAAACCAGUUGUUCAAAGCUUGGUAAAGUCACAAAAUAGAAUGACACUUUCUUUAGAAAAGUGGAAGACAUGGAAGAACAAGCAUGUAAAAGCCAUAAAGGCCUAUCAGACCUCCCACAAGAAUGCAAAAAGAAGUGACUACAAGUAUAGUUUAUUGGAGUCCAUCAAGUUCAGAAGAUUUAUGGACAGAUUCUUUGAUUGUGAUUUCAUUUAUGCAAGAGUGUCAGAGUGUGACGAUGAUGUUGACACCGACGAACCAGUUGAUGGCCAAGAAGAAGAAAGAACCAACACUUUCAAAGGAGGCCUUAAAAGUCAACUCAGAAAAAUCCUUAACCACAUUGAAAAAUUUGAAGAAAUUAGCUUUGGUCGUCACGAGGAAGAAAUGUACGAGAAUUAUCCAAAAAUUUAUUAUGAAUGGAUCAAGACCAACGCUGCCAAGUUACAAAACAUUAAGAGCAUUUACAUGAUGGAGGUUCCCCAGAGUGACUGUGAAGUCUCAUGGCUGCAUCAUAAUGACAUCACCGAGAUUUUGAACAGCUUACCCAAGUUGAGCAUUUGGCAAUCAAAAGGUUCUAUUGAUUUGCAACUUCAACCAAACAUCUCACAUGUUUCUUUAAGAUCCAUCAUUUUGGUUUCCACUGGAUUGUCUGCACCACUGUUGACCAAUUUAUUCACGGCGUAUUUGCCAAAUCUUCAUCACUUGGAACUGUUUUUGGGAACGAGUGACCAAGGUGGUGAUUUCCCGCCUGAAUUACUCGAAACAACCUUGUUGAAGAAAGAGGAGACUGGAAUUUUCCCAUCAUUAACCUAUCUUGGACUACGAAAUUAUGAACAUAUCAACAAGAUCAGUAAGGCAAUUUUUGAAAGUGCUGUUGCCAAGCGUGUAAGCACAAUUGACAUUUCAUUGGGCAAUCUAUACGACAAAGGUGUCAAGUCAUUUAUUGAAAUCUUGGAAAAUGGUAUCAACACAGACUUUAUGUGUCUUGAAGUGCUUGACGUACAUCGCAAUUAUAUUUCCAAGGAAAUGAGAGCUCGUUUGCUCGAGUUGCCUGUUGUUGUGAACUGUGUGCCAUCGAGCGACAACUAUGCCGAUGACGACAACCAGGAAGAGGAAAACGAAGAUGGGGAUGAUUAUGGUGAUAGAUAUAUCGCUCUGAGUGAAUAA